GCUUGACGCAGCCAUACUCCGACGAACAUACGAUCCAAGCAGCCGUCGAAAUGAACCAAAUGCUUCACGUAUACUUGAGCGUUUUAAAUACCAACCCGUUCACCACGCAGAUACUGACCAUUGCUACGUGCAUGUUCGUCGGCGACAUCAUCUCCCAGACUGCAGUUGAGCGUGCGACAGCUUUCGAGGUGAAACGAGCUGCCCGACUUUGUCUCAUUGGACUGUUCUACACCGGCCCCGUGGCAGUCGCGGCUUUCGCGUUCCUGGAAUGGUUGGUAGGAGACGGCAGCAUCAUCACUACACUAACGAAAGUGGCACUGAGUCAGUGUUGUGUCGCGCCGCUUACCACCCUCGGUUUCUUGGUCGUGUCCGGCGCAUUGCAGCGGUUGCCUUGGGUUUCCAUCAAGCACAGCGUCAGCACAAACUACGUGGCCAUACUGAAGUCAAGCUACGUGUUCUGGCCUGCGGCGGAGAUCGUCAUCACUCAACUUGCGGAAGUGAACCAUCGCCCGGUCUGGGGAGCAGUUGCAUCCCUCUUCUGGAACGUCUACGUGUCCUGGAAAACCAACAGGGAAGUCGCGCCUCAGCGCCGACAGCCAACGCCUGCUGAGAAGCAUCGAGUGGAAUAGGUUGGGAGGGCUACCUCUCUGGUGUCCGAUGCUCUCGGUAUGAUAAUUCCGGUAUCUUCCAUUACUUCAAUAACCUAUAAUUCACAACUUUUAAUUGGAAAUGUCUUCCUCCUUGAGAACUUUCACAUUCAGAGAGUAUUGAUUGAAUAACUCAAAUACAGCACAGUGCUGGUAACGUAGUUUACAACCCGCUGUAAAUAAAGAAGAUACAACCGCGGGUAAAAAUUUGCUAGCUCCACAUAGCGCUGAUACAUCACUUGACGGAGGGCGCAAAUUUUUGACGCGCUCCAGCUUUCAAUGUGUUAGAAACGUGCGCAAAUUGUGGGGGAUUCAAUAGAAGCUUAGUGCGCUAAACCAGAAGAUCGCUCUUUGAAAGAUAGGGAAAGACGCCCCGUCGCUAUUCACCCCAGAAUUCUGGAGUCCAUGCACAACCUCGACUUCCAUGGAGCUUGAUUCAUUUUUUUUAGUGAUUAGUUUGAUGAUGCAUGAACUAUAGACGUUCGAUUAAGUAGAGAGUCGACAUGAUACCAAAAUCCGCGUCACCAAUGCCUUCAUUCACUUUGCAUGUCUGUACCUUAAUGUUUAAUAAAUAAUUUUUAAUAUUUCA
Molecule: messenger RNA, 1236 nt
Organism: Ixodes scapularis (black-legged tick)
Lineage: Eukaryota; Metazoa; Arthropoda; Arachnida; Ixodida; Ixodidae
Product: protein Mpv17
Exons: 1
Coding region: 51-629 (192 amino acids)
Cellular component (GO): membrane; cytoplasm
Source: RefSeq, a predicted model, not a curated record